This is a messenger RNA of Symbiodinium sp. CCMP2592, 768 nucleotides long. The record is from the annotation of a GenBank genome assembly. NCBI's taxonomy places the organism in Eukaryota, Dinophyceae, Suessiales, Symbiodiniaceae.
AUGCAGUACCUUAGUUUCAAUGAGGCUGUAGGUGGCAAGGGCCAAAUCAAGGGCCUCCCUGAAGAAGACAGCGACACACAAAGGGCGCUGCUGGACCCGAUGCCUUUGAGAGACACCUGGGUACUUUGGGAGCAGGCUGUGCCGCCAAGUGAUGGCAAAAGUUCGGCCUACGCCGACUCCAUGAAGGAGAUCGUGCCGUUCAAGACUGCGCAGGAAUUCUGGAGCAUCUGGAAUGGGGUGCCUCAACCUAGUGAGCUUCUGGAUAACAAGCGCAUCACGAGAGACAAUGGGGGCAACCCCACGGCGAUCGAUGCCAUCAUGAUCUUCAAGAAAGGAGUUCGACCAGAGUGGGAGGACCCUCUAAAUGCGACUGGCGGGCAUUUCCAGGUCCAGCUCAAGUCUAGCAUUGGCGGAGCGCAGAUAGACGAGUACUGGAACAACAUCGUUCUGGGCAUGGUCGGGGGCACUAUUGAGCCCUAUGACAUGAUCACAGGAGUCCGGCUAGUGGACAAGCUUUCAGGAGCAAAGGCUGCUGGAAUCCUGAGGAUCGAACUUUGGUUCACCAAGUACGACAACCAAGAUGCAGUCAAUGCAUUAAAAAAGAGCAUGGAAAAGACCAUGUGUGAAAAGCUGGACGGCACCCCGGGGACUGCAGUGAAGAUAGAGCUGAAACGCGUGGGCCCCGGCUGUGCAUCGAAGAUAUUUGGCAAGUGGGCAUGCGCUUCCCUCCCAGCCCCUGUCCCGACUCGUCCAGACCUUCAGAAUUGA